AUGCUUGCUUUAAUCGCAUUCGCAAGAAAUCCUAAUUAUUAUAAUCUGUUUCGCUUUAUUAAGAACGAUUAUGAAUAUGAUGAUUGGCUGUAUGCUGAUGACCAAAGUGAUAAAUUCAGCUGCACCUUUUAUCCAGAUGAAAAUGAAAACUUAUGGGAAAUUGGAGAUUAUUUCAACAGCGAAGACUAUGAAGAUGAGUACCCAUGUUAUGACCUUGAUGAAGAUGGAAACAAAUGGAAGUAUGGAGUCCAAUUCACAAAGAACGAUGAAGAAGAAGAUAAUAGGCGACUUGUUGAUUUGAGGAAGUUAGGAAAGGUACACUCACUUGACGAAGAUGGGAAUAAAUGGAAAGUGAGUGUUCACAUUUCACAUUCGAAAAUAAUUAAUUAA
Molecule: messenger RNA, 390 nt
Organism: Trichomonas vaginalis G3
Lineage: Eukaryota; Parabasalia; Trichomonadida; Trichomonadidae
Exons: 1
Coding region: 1-390 (129 amino acids)
Source: RefSeq, a predicted model, not a curated record